AUGAAAAGUGCUUAUGACCGUAAAGAUCCAAAAAUAGAGAUCCCGGAUGGCGCACAGUUCGGCUUGCCAAUUCUCUUCGGCCAAUAUUCUCCCGAGUUCUUCGCUCUCCUUCAGGAAUGGAUCCGGGUGUGCGACUCGGACCAUGAAACUUGCCAUCGCAAAGAGAACAAUGCACCGAGUAAGCCAACACGGCUAAUUGAGAUAGGUAAGCAGUUUCGUCUUGUAGAGACGGCAAACAUCGAAUAUUGCCAAUAUGUCGCGCUCAGUCACUGCUGGGGACCCUUGGGAGAGAACGAGAAAUUCUGCACAUACAAGCGUAACAUCGAACAGUUGAAGACGGGCAUCAAUUUCGAGGCUCUACCACCUACCUUUCAGGACGCUGUAACCACGGCUCGUGGCUUGGGGAUUGACUACAUUUGGAUUGAUUCGUUAUGCAUCAUCCAAGAUGACGACGACGACUGGCAGCGUGAGUCAGCUAAGAUGGAGCUCGUGUUCAGCAUGGCGUACUGCACGAUUGGCGCAAGUUCGGCAAAAUCUUCGCUAGAUGGCUUUUUGCAUGAGCGAACACCGCGAACUGUCAUCAAGCUGGCUGCGACAAGUACUAAAGUCACUUACGCUUGUGUCGACAUUGAUGACUUUCAUGCUGAUGUAGAACUCAGCGCGCUCAACAGCCGGGGCUGGGUACUGCAGGAGAGAGCAUUGUCUCGCCGGACCAUAUUCUUUACUUCUGCGCAGAUCUAUUGGGAGUGCGGAGCUGGGAUUCAUUGCGAGACGCUCGCUCGCCUUGAGAAUUCUAAAGUUGCUCUUCUGGGUGACGCAAACUUUCCCAAUGCCGCUGUCGAACAUUACCGGGACGGUAGGCAACUGCUCAUUCAGGAUCUCUACGAAAGAUACUCGGGUCUGGCAUUUACUAAGCCUGCAGACCGAUCAGUUGCCAUUCUGGGCUUGCAAGAAAGACUCGCCCGGACUUUCCGGACCAGAGCUGCCUAUGGCCUUUUCGAAGAAUAUUUCGCCCGAGGGCUCCUCUGGAAACGUCGCGAUCUAACACGCAUGAAGCGCAUUGGUCAGCCACCUGGUCGUCGCGUACCGUCAUGGUCGUCUCUCUCGAUAGAAGGCAGCAUCCAAUACAUGGACGCCACGACCGAGUUGAGAUUCAAGGAAAUUGAUUGGGCAGUAGACAAUUUCAAGAACCCUUUCUCGGUGGUUGGCGGUAUUGAGUCCGCUUCAUUUUUAGGAUUCGCCAGGAAGAUUAACUUGUCCAAAUACGACAUGUUGGUUACAAUUGUAUUUGACGAUAGCGAAGAGUUCGCUGUCGAGGAGCUGAGGUGCGUAGUCAUUGGAAGGGACAAGAUGGGAGACGGCAAAUUCGACUUGAAGUGCCACGUGCUAGUUAUCCAUCAAAGCCGUAAUGCGUCGAGAGAUCUCAUUUACGAACGAGUUGGCGUGGCAUCACUCGAGCCUGCAGUGAUCGCAAGUGAAGGGUCAUGGGUAGCUAUCUGCUGA
Messenger RNA from Bipolaris maydis ATCC 48331, 1503 nucleotides. RefSeq lists its product as uncharacterized. The record is from RefSeq and is a predicted model, not a curated record. Gene Ontology annotation, biological process: protein phosphorylation. Gene Ontology annotation, molecular function: protein kinase activity; ATP binding. NCBI's taxonomy places the organism in Eukaryota, Fungi, Ascomycota, Dothideomycetes, Pleosporales, Pleosporaceae.